Tyto alba (common barn owl) is the source of this 709-nucleotide messenger RNA. RefSeq names its product mediator complex subunit 28 (gene MED28). The coding region runs from base 44 to 589 and encodes 181 amino acids. NCBI's taxonomy places the organism in Eukaryota, Metazoa, Chordata, Aves, Strigiformes, Tytonidae. The transcript has 4 exons. The record is from RefSeq and is a predicted model, not a curated record. Gene Ontology annotation, cellular component: mediator complex.
CUUCCGUUCCCGCCGCGCGGCGCAUGCGCGGGCGCCGCUCGCUAUGGCGGGCGCGCUGGGCGGCAUGUUCGCCAGCCAGCCGCCGGGGCCGCCGGGCCCGCCGCCGCCGGGGCCUCCCGGAGCGCCCGGCCCGGCCGGCCUCAUCCCGCCGCCGCCGGGGCCGCGCAAUCCCAACAACACGCUGGUGGACGAGCUGGAAGCGUCCUUCGAGGCCUGCUUCGCCUCGCUGGUGAGCCAGGACUACGUGAACGGCACGGACCAGGAGGAGAUCCGCACCGGUGUUGAUCAGUGCAUUCAGAAGUUUUUGGAUGUUGCAAGGCAAACUGAAUGCUUUUUUCUACAAAAAAGACUGCAGCUAUCAGUCCAGAAACCAGAGCAAGUAAUUAAAGAGGAUGUUUCAGAAUUAAGAAAUGAACUUCAGAGAAAAGAAGCAUUAAUUCAGAAGCAUUUGGGUAAACUGCGACACUGGCAACAGGUCCUGGAAGACAUCAGUGUACAGCACAAAAAGCCAGCAGAAAUGCCUCAAGGUCCAUUAGCUUACCUAGAACAAGCAUCUGCUAAUAUUCCUGCUCCAAUGAAGCAAACGUGAUCUUUGAUUUUUACAUAUCUGAAUAUUUUCAACAAUGCAAAGCAGUGGUGUUCUUUUUACUUUGUAUGCUUUUUGUAUAAUGUAAUUUGUACUAUAAAUAUAAAUAGUUAAGACAACUAA